This is a messenger RNA of Hyaloperonospora brassicae, 315 nucleotides long. The record is from the annotation of a GenBank genome assembly. NCBI's taxonomy places the organism in Eukaryota, Oomycota, Peronosporomycetes, Peronosporales, Peronosporaceae.
AUGAUUGCCCUCCGUCGAGUCGCUGCCGCCACCGCCGCCGUCCCGAAACGCGCUUUCGCUCUGCCACUGCAGCUCAUGGGUUACGCGGACAUGCACGAGAAGGAAAAGGCUCUGGAAGCCGCGUUCUUCAAUAAACAGGACGAAAAGGCGCUGCGCAAGCUACUGCAGAAGAUGAAGGGGCAGACAGACGCUGCGGACAAGGAUGGCUACAAGGACCACGUGGAACACGACGUGAAGGGGCUCAAGAAGAUCCCCGGCCUCAACUUGAACGACGAACAGGUUCAGGCGCUACUCAAGUGGAAGCACCAGCAGUAG